Baudoinia panamericana UAMH 10762 is the source of this 1020-nucleotide messenger RNA. RefSeq lists its product as uncharacterized. Gene Ontology annotation, biological process: transmembrane transport. Lineage: Eukaryota; Fungi; Ascomycota; Dothideomycetes; Mycosphaerellales; Teratosphaeriaceae. Gene Ontology annotation, molecular function: transmembrane transporter activity. The coding region runs from base 59 to 991 and encodes 310 amino acids. The record is from RefSeq and is a predicted model, not a curated record. The transcript has a single exon.
CACGCUCCUACUCAUGAUUUUCUUGCUCGCGGACCCUAAACAGAGCAGACACGAGCAGAUGUCAUGGAAGGCCAUUCUCCACGAGCUGGACCUUCUGGGCACCGUCGCACUCGUUCCUGCCAUCACGUGUCUUUUCCUCGCUCUGACCUGGGCAGGGACAAAGUACGCUUACAACAGUGCAACCGUGCUUGGUCUGUUCGUCGGAUUCGGACUGCUAUCCGUAGCCUUCGUAUACGACCAGUGUCGCAAGCAAGACUCGGCAACCUUGCCACCGCGCAUUAUCAAGCGACGAAGUAUCAUCGCCGGCUUUAUCUUCAGCGCUUGUUGCAAUGGCAGCAUCACGGUUUUGGAGUACUACAUGCCAACCUACUUCCAGACAGUGAGGGGAUGGUCACCCGCGAAGUCCGGCUUGUUGAUCAUGCCCAUCAUCGGUGGCUUCCUCGUUGGAAUGCUUGUACAUGGCGUGGGCACAACGCUUAUCGGCUUUUACACACCGUUCAUGCUCAUCUCGUCAACACUGAUGCCCAUCGCAGCCGGUUUGAUGACCACGUGGACGUUACAGACCCAGUUCGCGAAGCUGGUCGCUUACUCUGCCCUGUCCGGCUUCGCUUCAGGUGUUGGCUUCCAGGGCCCGCAGUCUGCAGUUCAGGUGAGCUUGUCCGACGUGGACGGCCCUCUUGGUCUGUCGGUAAAACUUUUCGGGCAGAACUUUGGGCCGGCCCUCUUUAUCUCUAUCGCUCAGGCAAUCUUCACGAAUCGCUUGGGUGCGAACCUCCACAAUGCCAUUCCUGGUUCUGAUGCGAAGGCCCUCGAGAACAUGGGUUUCAGCGAGCUGGUGGCCAGUGUGGGCCCGCAGAAUGUUGGGAAGGUAUUGGCUGGCUUCGACCGCUCAAUCACGCAGACGUGGUAUUUGCCCCUUGGUGCUACGUGCUUGACAAUGGUGGGCUCGCUGCUCAUGGAGUGGCGAUCGGUAAAGGAAAAGCGAAAUUAGUGGCCGCCGAUUCAAUGGAUAAUUCAGUU